This is a messenger RNA of Myxocyprinus asiaticus (Chinese sucker), 3527 nucleotides long. RefSeq lists its product as uncharacterized. The coding region runs from base 791 to 1807 and encodes 338 amino acids. Lineage: Eukaryota; Metazoa; Chordata; Actinopteri; Cypriniformes; Catostomidae. The record is from RefSeq and is a predicted model, not a curated record. The transcript is spliced from 13 exons.
CAAUAGUCCAGAUUUCUGCAGGUUUUAAGCAGGUUAAGAUUGGGGAGAGAGGUGGACGCUGGUGGGAUUUUCAUGAUUUAGGCGUCCACACUCGCCAGCUCAUGGAACAUGUCAAAGAGUCUAAAACAGGAUUGAGUAUGAGUAUCGUCAGGAUCCUCAGUCUACUGAGAGCCCUACAACAGAAUGUAUCACCUGAAACUCAGAUGGUGGUGGUGAUCCUUACAAGCAAUCGAAAGGAUAAGUAUGAUUGUGUGAAGAAGUACCUGUGUGUGUAUCAUUUAUCAGUUAAAUCUUUAUCUUUAAAAGUGAUAUGAUAGGUGUGGGUGAGAAACAGAUAAAUAUUUAUGUCAUCUUUUUUUUACCGUAGAUCUCCAAUUUUACAUUUAAAAGUCAUGUGUGGCACCUGUUCAGUUUCAGUUUUAUAUCUGAAAGUCAAAGUGGACAAUUUAUAGUAAAAACAGAAAGGACUUAAAUAUUGAUCUGUUUCUCACAGCUGCAUCUGUUUCAUUCUUUCCAAGAUUUAACAACUGGAUAACUUUUAUGUUGCUUUUAUAUGCUUUUUGGGACUUCUGAAGACAUGGAUUAAACCACUGGAGUCGUAUGGCCACCAUUCACUUGCAUUAAAAGGAGCAACAGAGCUGAGACUUUUUUUUUCUUUCUUUGUUCUGCAGAAGAAAUUAAGUCAUACACAUCUGGGACGGUAUGAGGGUCUGCUGAUCACAACUUUGUGCACUGUUUGCGUUGCCACAAGCCACAGGACAACAUCUCUGUACACCUGACUAGGGUGUGCAUGAAAAACAGCAUGCCAGAGGAAAGAGCAGCUGAGGUUCAGAAAGCCAAGGAAUCUUCGAGGGAGUGGGUCCGGGCCAACAGGACCUGGGAUUACACCGAUCUAUGCAAGAUCGUGUCCGACAGGCGCUCUCGUUUGGCGAUGGUGAAGGAGCUGCCUAAGCGUGGUUUCUUCAUCACCAACAAGCCCCAUGAUUCCGACAUGGUCUUUGAUUCGGAUGGUGAUUCCAUCACCGCCACCAUUGCCGCGACCACCUCUGCUUCCACCUCAGCAACCGCCACUGCCACCUCUGCCCCCUCUUCACCAAAGGGGACUGAUCCCAGAAACGCGUCCUCUUCAUCCUCUUCUGAUCAAGAGACAGCAGACCCUUCCUGGCAAAGAGAUCUUCCAGCCUCGACCUCCUCUGUGUGGAUCAAGAUGAAAGAAGGGGGUCUGUAUCAGAAGUUUUCUGGGAGUGUCAAGCUCCUUGUAGACUUCAAAAAGUCUACAAGGAGACUUCAACAGGAGGUUGACAAUGUUUCACGCUUCCUGCGCUAUUUGCAGCCGGUUGGGGAUGAGCCAGCUCUGGAGUUUCUCACCAAGAGCACAGAGACCCAUGAUUUCCUGAUGGCCCUAAAGAGUAAGGAUAUGAGUGUAGCCACCGUGCUGAACUACAUCAAGAACAUGAUCAGGUUCUUGGAUUAUUUGAAGACGAGGCUGGAUCUGGACCAGAAAGACCUACAGCUCCGUAAAAAGUGCCAGAUUUACAAGGAGAUGCUGGUUUCAAAGUCCAAUUCACAGGUGGUGUGCAAAAGAAAGUACGAUCGAUUUGUUGAGGGCUCACACAGCAUCAAAGAUUGCCAGGAGGUUUUGAGGGUUUCGAAGGCAGACUUCCUGAACAUCUUCGGGCAGUUCAUCUCAGGCGCCGAGUUGGACAAUAGGGACAAGACGAUGUACCGCUGCUACUGCGAAGCGAUCGUGGUCUUCUGUCACUUUCAGCACCAAGGAGCUGUGGAAGGCUUGACUGUGUCAGAGUGAGUGAACAGGAAGGCAGCUGAUGGCAGGCUUGUGGCUGGCAUCAGUAAACACAAAACAAUGACCAUGCAUGUCGCUGCAUUUGCCUUGACCCAGGAGGAGGAAGCUUGGUUUCAGGUGUACUAUGAGAGCAUUCGGCCUGGAUACAACAAUGGUACAUCUGACUUAUAACAAGUUUUUUAUUUCAUCCACUGGCGAACCUGUUCACAGUGUCUCACAAGACACGCAUCGCCUCCAUGAAAUCUACAAAAUUCAACCUGCCACCAGCCAGGAGGUGCGGAUAGCUGUGGAGACGAAGGUAGCAGAACUAUUAACUGUGAACCAACAGGAGGAUGUGCACCAUUAUCUGGCACAUAGCAAAGCCGUGGCUGACCAACAUUACAGAAUCCGAGUGCUGCAAUCUAUAGCAGCCACAGCUACACUGAUGGAAUCUGUGUUUUCAGACUCUUCUCCAGAUCACAUCCCCGAUGCCAUCCUGGCUUGCCCUUCACCAAGCAUGGCACACAGUCAGCCCAGGAAAGACUUUUCCACAUUUUUCGCCAGAUUCCCAGUUUCGCUAGAUGGCCAGCCAGAGGGUCGAUGCAGGGUUUCCUGAGGACCGUGGUUUUUAUGAUAAGUGGCAAGGAUCCCAGUAUGCCCAAAGAGAGAAAUAUCUGCUGUCACACUUCACACACCGCAAACCAUCAGCUGGGAAGGUGGGAAGGUGGCAAGGCUAAUUGAGAAGGAGGGGUGGAAGGCCAACCAUCCAAAGCCGGAAGAGAUUGUACAGUUGUGGAAACCAGCUCCAAAACUCACCAUUGAGACUGAUGAAGCCAUCCUCAAUAGCGUGUCUUGGCAGACCUGGAAAGGGGUGGCCAUCAAAGAUUUUGGUGAACCGAAAGGGCUAGGAAUGGUUGCAACAUGUCGAUUUUCUAAAGGCGACACUGUGUGUGAUUACCAUGGAAAAGUAAUCACAGCUGCCGAGGGGAGCAGAACUGAAGUUAGGGUUAUUAUAUCAUUAUAUCCACCCUCAUUUGCAUAUCGAAUCUGAUUGGCUGUAAUCUUUCACAGAUAAAUCUUAAGAACAAUUGGACCAAUUUUGCCAAGCUUGGUGUCAUUGAAUUCAAAAUUCCGUCUGCUUUCAUGUGAUGAGGAAGAUGAACAGAAAAAGAGAGGAAUACAAAUGCAGCACUUAAAAAGAAAAACAGUCAUUUGCAUGUUGCAAGUGGUGGAAAAAUCACCUGCACGCCUUUAUGGUUUGCAUGAAGACGACUGUAAGGACAUGUGUUAAAGAAUGCAUUUCACUAGAAUUAAUUUAUUUUUCCUGCGCAUACAAGCAACACAUAGGCUAGCAGAAUAUUAGCUUUGGGCAACAAUAAUAACAUUUAAUUUGAUUUGUAAACAACCCUUUGCGAUUUAAAUACUGUUUAGAUAGCGUGAUUUCAGUUUUGUAUCAAUAUCACUCCUAAAUGUUUGUAGGAAUUGUUUGAUGGGAUAAACUCAAUCAAUUAUUAUUAUUUAAUGACAUUUAUUUUACCAUGUUUGUGAGGAAUUUGUUUUGUUGCCGAGACCAGACUUGAGUCCAGUUAAUAUUAAAGAAAUUGUGCCAAAAAUAAAUGAAUAAAAAAAAUAACAGAAGGACUUGGAAAAACUUUCUUUAAGAAAAUAAACAGCAUCUAAUCUUGCCAUAAUAACUCAAAUGUCAUAGGUGUUUUGCAUUUUGAAAUGAAAUCUGCAAAAUCCA